Molecule: messenger RNA, 6684 nt
Organism: Aspergillus welwitschiae
Lineage: Eukaryota; Fungi; Ascomycota; Eurotiomycetes; Eurotiales; Aspergillaceae
Exons: 16
Coding region: 1-6684 (2227 amino acids)
Biological process (GO): fungal-type cell wall (1->3)-alpha-glucan biosynthetic process
Cellular component (GO): fungal-type cell wall
Molecular function (GO): alpha-1,3-glucan synthase activity
Source: RefSeq, a predicted model, not a curated record
AUGCGGAGGCUUGCAGUAGGAUUUGUCGCGCUGUUUGCAAGAUCUGCCACAUCAUGGCCUUACGACGAGUCUCUCCUUGAAUACAACAUCAACUACAACAAAUCCGCGACAAACCCAGCUGAUUACUGGGGUGAGUGGCCAAACCACCGGGGUGACUACUUUCCGUCUCCAGACAACUGGCGAUUUCCAUUCUAUACUCUAUUUAUGGACCGAUUUGUUAAUGGUGAUCCGACAAACGACAAUAUCAACGGAACACAGUUCGAACAUGAUCCUAGUUCAAAUCAAAUGCGGCAUGGUGGUGAUGUGGCUGGGCUGCUCGAUACUUUAGAUUAUAUUCAGGGAAUGGGGAUCAAGGGCAUUUAUCUUGCAGGUACGAUCCUGAUGAACCAGCCUUGGGCCGCCGAUGGAUAUUCAACGCUCGAUACAACACUUCUCGACCAACAUUUUGGGACCAUCGAAACUUGGCGCAGUGCCAUUACCGAGAUUCACAAGCGUGGAAUGUAUGUCGUGCUGGAUAAUACAAUCGCUACACUAAGCGACCUUAUCGGUUUCGAAGGCCAUCUCAACACGUCGACUCCUUUUUCCGAAGAGGAAUAUAAAGCACUGUGGAAGACAGGCCGUCGAUAUGCGGAUUUUGACUUUGGAAAUGACUACAAUGAUACUUGCGACUAUCCUCGGCUGUAUUACGAAAAUGUCGGAUGCUAUAAUAGCGACUUUGAUCAAUACGGUGAUAUUGAGGCGUUUGGCUUCGCCUCGGUCCAGGAUUGUCUGAGGGAGUGGCACCCUUCUGCUACCCAGGCUACAGUUGACGCGCUUGCAGACAUGUCCUCAGCUUAUCGAGAAUGUGCACGCAAGGUCGGAAAGGAGAACUUUUUCAUUGCCGGUGAAAUAACUGGUGGUAAUGCUUUUGGUUCUAUCUAUCUUGGGCGGGGUCGUCAGUCGAAUCAGAAGGUGGAUGAUAUUAUGGAGGCCAUGAAUAUGAUAAGCACCUCCGAACCUCAAUACUUUAUUCGUGAGGUUGGUCAGGCGGCUAUUGAUGCUGCCGCAUUCCACUACUCAAUCUACCGCGGCUUGACGCGGUUUCUGGGUAUGGAUGGUCAGCUCGAUGCUGGCUUUGAUGUACCUGUCGACUCGGUCGAGGCAUGGAAUCAGAUCAUCUCGACGAAUGAUAUGAUUAAUGCCAACACUGGCAAAUUCGAUCCCAGACAUAUGUUUGGAGCGACCAAUCAAGAUGUUUUUCGGUGGCCAGCCAUUCUGUACGGCGUCGAACGGCAACUACUCGGUAAUUUCAUCACCACAUUGAUACUACCGGGUAUUCCUCUUCUCCUCUGGGGUGAAGAGCAAGCAUUUUACAUUUUAGAUGCAACCGCCGAGAACUAUAUCUAUGGACGACAGGCAAUGUCACCUGCAACUGCUUGGAAAAUGCAUGGAUGCUUCGGGCUAAAUCCAUCCCAAUACUAUCAAUGGCCCAUUAAGGCCGGUCGUCAGGGCUGCCAUGACGAGUCUGCUGCCUUUGAUCAUCGUGACCCGUCUCACCCAAUGCGCCAGGAGUACUCUAUGCUCAACGACGGCUACUUGCUUGAGACUCUGUCAAAACAAACUGAACCCAUUCUCUACCCCGGUUCUAAUCGCACUGCUACGGAGACCGGCAUGUGGUCAGUUCACCGCGAUCUUAACCCAUAUUUGCAAGACUUUGGCUCUGCCGAGAAGAACCAGAUGGUCUGGUUGGUGUAUUCGAACAGGAACAGCACUUACCCCUAUAAAUUUGACUGUGCCGACAAGGACAAGGCCCUCAUCGCCCCUUUCAACGCUGGAACGACCGUCAAGAACCUCUUCUAUCCUUACGACGAGCUAACGCUGGAGGCCAGCCCAGUGAAACGCGGCUUCAAUGGAUCCACCAAGUUCAAUGGCUGCUAUGCAAAUCUGACGAUGGACCGCUAUGAGUUCCGUGCCUACGUUCCUAAGAAGGUGUUCAAGAUGCCACGCCCUAUGAUCACUAAGUUUCGACCUGGUAACUAUGAAAACCCUGGACACGAUUCACCCCUACGUUCGACCGUCGCACCAGAUGCGUCAGAGAUAGUUCCCAUCCUGCUGCAGUUCUCGCAAGAGAUGGAUUGCGAUGGUGUGACUAAGGCAAUUUCUCUGAACUCGUCGACGGAGAUGGGAAAGACACCAUCGAUUGAUACCAGCUCCGUUCAUUGUUUAAUAAUCCCUGAAGUCAAGGGCACUCUUACCGGUCAGAUCCCCGGGGUUUGGCAGUGGACUGCGGACCUGACAGGUGUAUACAACGGUAUCCAUAGAGUCACUGUAAAUAAUGCCACCAGCAAGAAUGGCGACUCAUUCACAAAUGCAGUGGACCAUUUCUUGUUCCGAAUCGGUCAAAUCGAUAAUCCCAUGGUUUUUACUAUGGCCAACUAUUCCAGCAGUCUCUUACACAAGGAUGCGAACGGCACUCUGUUCAUCCAGUACCACGCCGCUGGCGCUGAUAAAUAUCGCUACUCUACUAACUGGGGAACGACAUUUUCAGACUGGACAGACUAUAGAGGUGGUAAUGAUACCAUUCAAACACUUAAAUGGUCUGGAACCAAGAAGCAGAAAUGGGAUGGCUAUCACGUCCGUGUUGAGUACUGGAGCCGCUGGACCGGUAGUAGCGAUUACGUCCCGCGACGCUUCCCUUAUAUUUUCUUCAACGGACCUUACAACCAGUACGGCUAUGAUGCUGGCCUGGAGAACGAGGUUAAGCUGGAUACAACGGAUGGGUUCUGGAAGUACCACUUCAUCUCAGAAUGGCCGGCAGUCGGUCAGCUCAACGUCUGGGGUAUGAAUCCUGAUGGGAAACCCGACCAAAGCUGGGUUCUAGGUGAUGUCGAUGGCGACAAGAUUCUUGACCGAAUGCCGCCCUCGUCUCUUUCGGCCACGCUUUUGAACAUCACCGAACAUCCGCCUUCCCCGUAUCUCGCUUGGAAGAUUUAUAUCAAUGAUGGCAUAUUGAGCUAUCAGCUUAUUCCGGCCGGUAACCAGAGCGUUCAAAUCGCUCUCUUCGUUCUCUUCUGGAUUGUCCCCAUUAUUAGUGCCUCAGCCUGCGUCUACAUCUUCAUAAAGUCGUUCUACAAGGUAAAGUUCAACCAGGUAGGUGUCAGCGAAACGCACACCCUGAUUCCACUUUCCCUCCGUCGCAAGAUGAAGCAGAUUCGCACGGGCAAGGGAGGACGUGGCUUUAUGCGGAGCACCACUGCCUUAGGAGCGGCUGACGCAGGCAAGCGUCGCACGGUUCUGAUCGCCACCAUGGAGUACGACAUCGAGGACUGGGACAUUAAAAUCAAAAUUGGUGGCCUUGGUGUUAUGGCUCAGCUUAUGGGUAAGACUCUAGGUCACCAACACAUUAUUUGGGUUGUUCCUUGCGUCGGAGGUCUUGAAUACCCUGUUGAUACUCCUGCGCCACCCAUGACUGUCACUAUCUUCGGCAAUGCCUACCAGGUUCAGGUCCAAUACCAUGUCUUCAACAAUAUUAUCUACGUCCUCCUCGAUGCACCAGUCUUCCAAGUGAUUAAGCGAUUUCCAAUUGCUCUUUAUUAUAUUAAUGAUUAUCACGGCUCCCUUGCACCCCUCUACCUCCUUCCUGAAACGAUCCCUGCCUGUCUCUCACUCCAUAACGCCGAGUUCCAAGGUCUGUGGCCGAUGCGUACACAAAAGGAGAAGGAGGAGGUCUGUUCCGUUUUUAAUCUUGAUAUUGAAGUUAUCCGUUCCUACGUCCAGUUCGGUGAAGUUUUUAAUCUUCUUCAUGCAGGUGUCAGUUAUCUCCGUAAGUAUGGAAAGUGUUCCUAUGUAUGUUACCCCAUCUUCUGGGGUCUCCGCAAGGUUGGCAACUUGCCCAACCCGGAUCCAUCGGAUGUUGGCGAGUGGACAAAGGACAGCUUUCCCAAGGUUGGCGAUAUACAGGUUGAUCAGGAUUUCGAGGCAGGCCGUGCCGAGCUCAAGAGACAGACGCAGGAAUGGGCCGGAUUGGAGAAGAAUCCAGACGCGGAUCUGCUUGUGUUCGUUGGUCGCUGGUCUAUGCAGAAGGCCGUACUCGAGGCGCGCCUGAAUCUCUUUGGUCUGGUUGCCGUCGAGUUCGGCCGUAAAGGUGCCCUUGGUAUUGGUGCUCGUGUCGGUGGAUUGGGGCAGAUGCCUGGUUGGUGGUACAAUGUCGAAUCUCUCGCUAUUGAAGCUGCGCUCAACUCCAAGACAGAAUCUCGUGCCAUGAUGCGUGCUAGAUCUGCCAAACAGCGGUUCCCAGUCGCCCAAUGGGUUGAGGAUCUGGAGAUCCUGCAGUCAACUGCUAUCCAGGUUCAUGAUAAGGAAGCUGCCAAGGGUCAUAAUCGCCCUGUGACACCCUCUAGUACUUCGACACCCACUAGUGUCCUGACGCCGUUUGGCCGUCCUAACAGCCCAAUGAUUCUUUCUGUCCCACACUCCCGGGAAAGCAGUUACUCAAACCUCAACCGUCUGGGCGACAUCCGUACAGUCGCCCAGCGAAAAGAGACUAUUUACAGUGGGGAUUCUAGUCCCAGCGAAGCAUCGCAGCCGUCAAGGUUGCAGCGGUCGCUGUCGCUCGGUGUCAGAUCCGGUCCUGGUCAUUUAUCAAAGCGUGGCCGUGGCCGUGGUAGACCAAACGCAGAGAACAUCUUGGAGGGCGAUGAGAACGCCUCGCACCGGAGUCAUAAUGAUGGCAGUGAUACUGAUUCCAUCCUCAGCUACUACGGUGAAGAGGAGUAUACCCUUACCCCGGCUCAAAUUGAACAGAGUAGACGGGCUCAAGCCGCCGAAAAAUUGGGUGCCCUUGCUGUAUCGUCGCCUCGACGGAAUAGCCAAGAUUUAUCGCGUCCGCCCCCCCACGCCAUGUCUCCGACGAGCCCUAGCACGCCACCAACGACUGAGAAUAGCCUCCUACCCCCGCCUAAGCCUUUUGCCAAACCUGUCAAUCGACUAAAUAGCACAUCUGUCUUGUCACUUGACUCCGUUGUCGGUAACAAGAAGGACUUCAAGCUGCAGAAGGUCGACCCCUUCUUCACUGACAGCAACGGUGUGUAUCACAAGGAGUUCGAGAAGCAACUAGAAGGUUUGAAUGGAUCCAACUCCGAGUCUCAGCUCUGUAUCGAAGAGUUCCUUAUCAAGUCUGAGAGGCAAUGGUUCGACAAGUUCCGCGAUGCAAGACUCGGUCGUAUCAAAUCACCCACUCCGUCAAUUUUCCGCUACAAGCACAAUGCCUCUCCUGCCGAUUCUAUGUAUAUGGACGAUGCAUCCCGUGAGAGCGGCCACCAGUUCCAGGAUAGUGACGAAGAGGACGAUGAGUUCUUGCUCGGAAAGGACUACGUCCCCCCCACUGGAUUGAAGAAGUGGAUGCAGAUCAAGAUUGGUGACUGGCCAAUCUACACCCUCUUCUUAGCUCUCGGUCAGAUUAUCGCUGCAAACUCGUACCAGAUUACACUCCUUACAGGUGAAGUCGGCGAAACUGCUGAGAAGCUGUAUGGAAUUGCCACGACAUAUGCCAUUACCUCGGCCUGUUGGUGGCUUGUCUUCCGCUAUUUCAAGUCUAUGGUCUGUCUCUCGGCUCCCUGGUUCCUGUACGGUAUUGCGUUCAUGCUCAUCGGCUCCGCUCACUGGGAGCCCGUCUCCUUCACCCGUGGCUGGAUCCAGAAUGUCGCAAGUGGAUUCUACGCGGCUGCUUCGUCGAGCGGUUCGGUUUUCUUCGCUCUAAACUUUGGUGACGAAGGUGGUGCCCCCGUCAAGAAGUGGAUCUUCCGCGCGUGUGUUAUCCAGGGUAUCCAGCAGGUGUAUAUCAUUGCACUUUGGUACUGGGGUUCCAGCUUGACGAAGGCUGUCAGCGAGGGUCUUUUGGCUGCUGACAACAAGAUAUCCAACACAUGGAAGAUGACCGCCAUUUGUUACCCCAUUGCCAUGUUCCUGUGGGCCAUUGGUGUCCUCCUGAUCCUUGGUCUUCCCAACUACUACCGUCAAACUCCUGGCAAGGUGCCUUCAUUCUACAAGUCUCUCUUCCGACGCAAAAUUGUCCUUUGGAACUUCGUGGCUGUUAUCUUGCAGAACUUCUUCCUUAGUGCCCCCUACGGCCGCAACUGGAGCUUCCUCUGGACCUCCAUCCAUACCCAGGCAUGGCAGAUUGCCAUCCUCUGCGUCAUUUCCUUUGGUCUCCUCUGGAUCGCCUUCCUGUACCUCGUCAGCCAAUUCUCCAAACGACACAGCUGGUUCCUGCCCGUCUUUGCCUGUGGGCUGGGAGCCCCCCGGUUCAUUCAAAUCUGGUGGGCAGUCUCAGGCAUCGGCUAUUUUCUCCCGUGGACAGCUGGGGGCUAUACCGGCGGUGCCCUGGUAUCCAGAAGCCUCUGGCUCUGGCUAGGCAUCUUAGACUCAAUCCAGGCCCUUGGAUUCGGAAUUAUCCUCUUACAGACCCUAACCCGCAUGCACAUGCUCUUUACCCUUGUCGCCUCACAGAUCCUCGGUUCAAUGGCCACUAUCUGCGCCCGAGCCUUUGGUCCAAACAAUGUUGGCCCCGGGCCGAUCUCUCCUGACAUUACAAAGGGGGCGGAUUCGGUGGCUAAUGGCUGGUUUUGGAUUGCACUGUUCUCUCAGUUGUUGGUGUGUGCCGGGUUCUUGUUCUUCUUUCGCAAGGAACAACUUUCUAAGCCUUAA